Messenger RNA from Striga asiatica, 1425 nucleotides. NCBI's taxonomy places the organism in Eukaryota, Viridiplantae, Streptophyta, Magnoliopsida, Lamiales, Orobanchaceae. The record is from the annotation of a GenBank genome assembly.
AUGCCCACCGACCAAGAGCUCGUUUUAGAAUACUUGGCAAAGAAAGUCAACAAUCAGCCAAUUCCAGUUGCCGAGAUUAAUGAAGUUGAGCUCUACAAAUACAGUCCCGUCUACCUCUCUGAGAAGUAUCCUCAACUUGGAGAUCAAGAGUGGUACUUUUUCACUCCGCGUGACAGAAAGUACCCAAACGGGAGUUGGCCCACGCGUUCGGUUAACGGAAUAGGGUAUUGGAAGGCCACUGGUGCCGAUAAAUUAAUCAUGUGGAAAGGUGAACUUGUGGGAAGGAAAAAGGUUUUGGUUUUCUAUCAAGGCAAACCUAAAAGUGGAAACGAAAGAAAGACAAAUUGGAUCAUGCACGAGUACAAGCUUAAUGCUCCUUCCAAAAGCCCCGGAUCCAAUAACAUGAGGUUGGAUGAUUGGGUGUUGUGCCGAAUAUACGAAAAGAUAGAAAGGGCUCCGAAAAGAAAACCGAAAGAUGUAAACGAUGAGGAAGAAGAAGAAAAUGAAGACAACAUCAGCAACAACAACAUUAACAACGAGAGUAGCAACAAUAUUGUUGAACUCCCCAACAACAAUAUCUUUUGCGAAAGCCAAGAUCACGUGUUGAUGAUGGAUAAAUAUCAGCAGCCUUCUUCGUUUAUAAAUAAUCCAGCACCUAUUCCUAAUCUCACACCCAUUGAUGUGAGCUGCUUUUAUGGUCCGAAUAGUCUUUACUAUGAUCCUCAGUACCACCACCUCGUCAGUCAGCCACAGUUGAUGUGGAGUUCUCGAUGCCAGCUGCCAGAUUUUGAUUGGACCUUUGGAAGUAGGAAUAGUAAUAAUAAUAAUAAUAAUAAUAAUAAUAAUAAUAAUAAUAAUAAUAAUAAUAAUAAUAAUAAUAAUAAUAAUAAUAAUAAUAAUAAUAAUAAUCUACAACCUUUUCCUUUUGAUGCCGAUUUGGAUGAUUGGGUGUUGUGCCGAAUAUACGAAAAGAUAGAAAGGGCUCCGAAAAGAAAGCCGAAAGAUGUAAACGAUGAGGAAGAAGAAGAAAAUGAAGACAACAACAGCAAUAACAACAUUAACAACGAGAGUAGCAACAAUGUUGUUGAACUCCCCAACAACAAUAUCUUUUGCGAAAGCCAAGAUCACAUGUUGAUGAUGGAUAAAUAUCAGCAGCCUUCUUCUCUUUACUAUGAUCCUCAAUACCACCACCUCGUCAGUCAGCCACAGUUGAUGUGGAAUUCUCGAUGCCAGCUGCCAGAUUUUGAUUGGACCUUUGGAAGUAGGAAUAGUAAUAAUAAUAAUAAUAAUAAUAAUAAUCUACAGCCUUUUCCUUUUGAUGCCGAUGUCGAUGAUAGUUUCAGCCUCGAUGAUUACUUGAGAGCGGUCGCGGAAGAGGGCACUUCGGAUGAUAAAAAAUUGGGGUCUAAGAGAAGGAAAAAUUAG